Molecule: messenger RNA, 894 nt
Organism: Colletotrichum graminicola M1.001
Lineage: Eukaryota; Fungi; Ascomycota; Sordariomycetes; Glomerellales; Glomerellaceae
Exons: 1
Coding region: 1-894 (297 amino acids)
Biological process (GO): regulation of transcription by RNA polymerase II
Cellular component (GO): PcG protein complex; transcription regulator complex
Molecular function (GO): RNA polymerase II cis-regulatory region sequence-specific DNA binding; DNA-binding transcription factor activity, RNA polymerase II-specific
Source: RefSeq, a predicted model, not a curated record
AUGCACGCUCGAGAUGCCACCGGCCGUCAGGUCUCCCUUCUUAAUGAUGAACCCACUGUCCAGCCCAUGCCUCAGCGCAUCAGCUAUCACACAGCAAAUCAGGUCAUCUCUCAACCGUUUCACCCGGCGCCGCGUAGCAAUUCUUCCUCUCCACACACACCCGAGCUCCUUCGCUCAGACUCAUACGACUCCAACGCGAGCAGCGAUCCUUUGUCGCCCAUGACUCCCACCACCUACGACCCAAGUAGAGUCGGCGCCUUCCCUGGACAGUCGAUUCACGACGAGUACGAAAUGCCUCCGAAGCGCCCUGCCUACGCCAACACCAGCCGCGCGAACUCAUAUGAGGAGGAUAGCUCAGCGACGUCACCUCUGCCCGAGCGCCCCGGAAAGCGGUACCCUUGCCGUUACCGUGACAGCCAUGGGUGUGAAAAGACCUUCACCACCUCUGGACACGCUUCUCGUCACUCCAAGAUCCACACUGCCGAGAAGGCCGUGCAAUGUACUUUCCACGGUUGUCAGAAGAAGUUCACAAGAGCCGACAACAUGAAGCAGCAUUUGGAGACUCAUUACAAAGACAAGUCUCGCUCUACUGCCUCCGCAAAGGCCGCAGCUCGCUCCUCGCUUGGCGGGCUGGCAUCUUCAGGCCGUCGAUCUUCAUCAUCCUCAGCGAAGGCUGCUGCCAGCAGCCGCCCUCGCGACCAGCCCAUGUGGGAAGGGGAAUCACCAUACGGCUACCCUCCCGGUCAGGCGCCGCUCCCGUCACCUGCUGCCACCGGCGCAUGGGAUAUGCGUGGCCUCAACCUACCCCUUCUCAGCCGCCCCAGCGCGGCGAGGACACCCAGCAGUGGCCUCGAUGCAUUGGCUAUGGCUGUUGCGUGUCAAGAGGGUGCAUAA